This is a messenger RNA of Rhodotorula toruloides NP11, 633 nucleotides long. RefSeq lists its product as uncharacterized. The transcript is spliced from 4 exons. Lineage: Eukaryota; Fungi; Basidiomycota; Microbotryomycetes; Sporidiobolales; Sporidiobolaceae. Bases 1 to 633 code for a protein of 210 amino acids. The record is from RefSeq and is a predicted model, not a curated record.
AUGGCACUCCGUCGUCCGCCCACAGCCGUCUCCCUCCAGCCUUCAGACGUAGCCGACCUCCGCGCCUUCAUCAGCCAGCGGGACGCGUCCACCACCAAGGGGAAGGGUGGGGACGAGGUCGUCGAGCGGGAAAAGCGGGAACGGGAGGAGAGGGAGAAGAAGGGUACCAAGGCGCGCGUUGUUGGCGGCGGUUCUUUGGUUUUGACGGAGCUGCCAGUCCACCUCCUCGAGCAAUCAUGGCUCCUCUUGCACGAGGCUGCCUAUCUGAGCGCGGCAGACACUAUCAAGUGUGAGAGUCGACCUACGAGCGACCGUCCUACCUGCCCAAGACCAGUGGGGACCCUCCCCGUACCGCCUCCCCUCCCCUCGCCUCGCUCAUACGCGCCAGACUCGCUCGCCAGGAUCAGCAUUCGUACGAGCGGUCGAACGGAGGACGGGAGAGGCUCGCAGAAAGCAGCAGGAGCAGGCAUGCAACCAUCUAUGGGCACAGCGCUCAGAGGUACGCCGACUACAGCACUAGCCCGCAAGCCGCCGGCUACGCCUCUCGACGUCUCGACGAGCAGAAGCCAGCUAGCACGACUCGGAUCCUCGCAACAACGGUCUCGUCUUGCCUCCCUCCCUCUCAAGCUGUAG